This is a messenger RNA of Dromaius novaehollandiae (emu), 2443 nucleotides long. RefSeq names its product maestro heat-like repeat-containing protein family member 2B. The annotation marks the transcript as partial. Gene Ontology annotation, cellular component: cytoplasm. The record is from RefSeq and is a predicted model, not a curated record. NCBI's taxonomy places the organism in Eukaryota, Metazoa, Chordata, Aves, Casuariiformes, Dromaiidae. The transcript has 22 exons.
GUCCUUGAAGCAGAAGAAAAACAACAAGAUCACUGCACCUGGCCACCACCAAGAGUGAGAGCCAGCAAGGAACAAUACGCUAUGUGAGCCUUGAUUCAAAACAUACCUGAUUCAAACACAGGUCUUAGAAGAGCACUCGAGCUCAUGAACAUCAGAAGGUGAGGUCUGCUCGCAAGGCAGACAACUGGGAUCCGAAGGCUGCCAUCAGAAGCUGAAAAAUGUAGCUGGUCUCUUCACUUGUGGAGGCUGCUGGUCCCGGCCUCCCGUUCGGGAGGAUGGAGGCAGGGCGGCAGAGUCCGUCCCUGCAGCCGUCCCCACCUUUGCUGGGCGAGUGGCUUCUCUGUCAAACCGCCUGCAAGAGGAGGAGGGCGGCAGAGCGGAGGUCUACCGAGAGCUGGAGAGAGUCCUGCAGGGCGACGACGGCCGCGUGCAGAGCGCUGUCCUGGCCAGAGUGAUCGCAGCGGCCUCGAGGGACAUGAGAGCGGCGCAGGGCGUGACGGAGCAGGUGCGGACGGCCGCCAGCGACGUCCUGGUGGCUCUGGCCCGCUGCCACUUCGACAGCGUCAUGUGCGAGCUGCAGUGCCGCCUGAGGGCCCUGGGAGAGAUCUCCGAGGACCUCGUGUUCGUCACCUUGGGCAAGCUGGCCAGCAGCUACGCCCUGCGGUGCGUCCCCUUCGUGGGCAUGACGCUCUUCGCCCUGCGCACGAUGCUGAGCCAGGUGGGGAGCAGCCGGACCCUGCGCGCCGUCUGCAGCGUCCUGGAGCAGUGGUCGAAGGCCGUGAACAGCUACCUGGGCGCCUGGGAGCAGUGCAGCUUCCCGCGCGUGGGGCAGGCCCAGCUCUGCAGCAGCAUUUCCCCGCUCUUCGGCCACGCGGUGGGGAGCUGGCUGGGCUGCGAGGAGGAGGAGGCCAAGCAGGCCGUCCUGGGGGCGAUGGCUGCCAUGAUGGGCCUCCUCGUGCGCGAGGAAGAGCACCGCGAGCGCGUGUGGGAGCAGCUCCCCUGGCUCCUGGGCCAGUACCAGCAGGUCCAGGACUCUUUCCGGGUGACCAAGGCUCUGAGUUAUUUCCUGGCGGUUUUGGGGGAAGUGCAGAUCCCCAUCCCCCAGGACGAGGUUGAGGCCAUCGGCACCGCUGUGCACCGCCAGCUCAGUGACGGGAGCAAGCAGCACAGCGGGGAGCACCGGUCGGAGCUGUCCUCCUGCGUCCUGCUGCUGGCCCGAGUUUGCCCUGAGGACACGGUGGCCUUUCUGCGCUCGCAGCUGGGGAGUCGGAGCGAGGCCGCGCGCGUGGUGUCCUUGGAUCUGCUCGGAGCCCUGGUGCGCCCCACAGCAGAGAGAGGCCAGAGCCUGCCCCUGCUCGUGCAGGCGGUGCGCUGCGCGCUGGGAGACCCCAGCAGGAAGGUGGCGAGGGCAGCGCUGCGCUUCACCAAGGAGCUGCUGGGCUGCAGCGUCCAGAGCUGCUCGGCCUGGGACCUGGUGGCCCACGUCUUCGCCACGUUCAGCCAGGCCUCCGGCAGACUGGCGCAGGGAAAGCUGUCUGAGGCAGAAGCGCAGGAAGCAGCAGAUCUUCAAGCCCUGUGCUUGGACAUCCUGCGCUCCCUGGACGUCUCCGUCCGGGGGAUGACCAAACUCCUGUGGCCGCGGCUGCUGCAGUACGUGGUGCCAGCCCAGUACACCGGCACGUUGGUGCCGCUCUGCCGGUGCCUGCGAGAGCUGGCCGAGAGCCGGGGGAGAGCAGGGGGCGAGGACGGAGAGGAGGAGCCCAACGUCGCGGCCUCCCGGCAGCGAGCCAAGCUGCCGAGGCCGCAGGCCCUGCUGGCUCGCCUGCUGGUGGUGGCGGCGGCUCCUCACGCCGGCGGCGGCUGCGGCGUCGCUGCCCUGCGGCUGCUGCGGGCCCUGUCCGCAGAGAUCCACGGCGCCCUGGGGAUGGUGUGGGCCGUGAAGAUCCCCUUCCUGCUGCAGUGCCUGGAAGGGCAAAGCGAGAGCUGCCUGGACUCUGCCGAGUGGGAGCAGCUCCUGCUCAAGUUCCUGAGGACGUCGCUGGAGACGAUCGAGAGCCAGGCCUGGACCGUGGGCCUGAGCGUGGAGCUGAGCCAGCAGACGGGCAGCUACCCCCGGCCGUCCCGGGAGCAGGCCUUCCUGUAUAAAGCUGUCGGGGUGUCCCUGGCAGCGUGUCGGCACGUCCCCUACGUCCGCGGGGAAAUGAAGAAGUAUCUGUUAAGGAUGAAUUACUUGGAGGUGUCUGAGAGAGAGGCGAUGAUUUCGGUUGUGGCCGGCUCUGCCGAGAGCCACUUCCACCUUGCCUUGGAGGUGCUGCAGGAGUUUGGGGCGUCCAUGGAGGAAAGACCAGUGUCCGGGGCUUUCAAACGCCUGAAGGAAUACCACCAGGGGAAGAGAGCGGGGAGGCACGCGGCCCUCGUGCUGGCCUACGGCCGGAUCGCGCUC